Molecule: messenger RNA, 1517 nt
Organism: Drosophila hydei
Lineage: Eukaryota; Metazoa; Arthropoda; Insecta; Diptera; Drosophilidae
Exons: 2
Coding region: 338-820 (160 amino acids)
Source: RefSeq, a predicted model, not a curated record
ACUAUCAGCUCGGGAGGUUGUGCUCGUAUGCGCUGUGUGUUUCGACAUCACCUCGUCUCGCAUACGUAUAAAUAAGAGUGAAAAAUAAAAAAUAUAGAAAAGAAAAACAAAAAACUGUGCCAAGAGCAAUUAAAAAUAAAUAAAGAAAUCGUUUGAAAUUUGCAUUUAUUUAUGUGCAGCUUGCAAUGCUCUCCCCGUACGGUACGUGACUUCGUCGCCACCUGAUUUUGUGUGGUUUGUUUUUGUUUGUUUUUUACGAAAAGAAAUUGCUCUAGUGAAACAAAGAAAAGAGAAAACCAAUUGCAAAUAGAAAGCAUAAACAGCAAAUUUUGAAAAAAUGUCUUCGUUUAUAAUGGUGCGACCGGUGGUCCAGCCAUUAGCUACUCACAAGCCACGCCCCUGCAUUUCCUCGCCAGACGUGCAGUCGAAAAGGCGAAAUCUGUUCGGCACUUGCGAUAGUGCCGAUAUCGACGCAAGGCUAGAGGAGGAAAAUAAACGCACAAGCACCUACCUGAUGGAACGCUAUAACAUGGAUCUCGAAAAAUUGGAGGAACAGUGCAAUCAACGGAACUCAGUGGAGGCAGUGAAAUUUGUGGACUUGGAUAGCAACAAAUCAGCUUUGAUGGUUAUAAAAGCAACCGGCAUCAAACGCAACUUUCCCGUACGCAAAGCUUACAACGGAGAUUUGAUAGUGCCAAAACGUAAAUUUAAUCAGAUCAGCAGAGACCAGGUUGAAGCUGAUAGCCAUAAUAGAGAAAUGGGGCCAAAUGGGGAAAAGAGAAUGUGCAAAGGGUGUAGGAACAAUAACUGCAAUAAUUGAUAUUUAUUACAUAUUUUUUAUUAUUAUUUAACUUAUAUUUUUUAUAUGUGUAUAUUUUUGUUUAAGCAAAACCAAGACUUAACAGUACAUAUAGUGGGCUUCAAAUACGACAGCACACACACACGCACACUCAAAAAAAGUUAAAUUAUAUUAAAUUAAUAACUAAUAACAAAUCCCCAAUUUCAAAGCGUUCUCAGCGUGUUUCCGGCUUCUGCUGCACGCGUGUGCCGAAAGUAUUUACAGUUUGUCAUGAUCUCAAUAAAAAAUGUACAUUAUUUUGUCUAAAUGUAAUUUAUUAAUUGAAAUUAUUUAAAAGAAACAUACUGCAAAGACCUUUGUACAGAAAAACUAUAUUCGAAUUAUUGUAUUUAUUGUACGUUUUUCGGUCUUUGUUAAUUGUGUAUAAUAUGUUAAUUCGCAUUACGGUAAACAAAAUUGUAAGCUCCCCAAGAGAUAUUCUUUGGAGAGGGAAAAUCUUAAAGUAGAAAACAAAAAAAAAACAAAAAACAAAAAACAACACAAACUGUGCAUAUUUCCUUAAAUGAAACAAAUUAUUGUAUAACCUACACAACACACGAUGAAAUUAUGAAAAGUAAAAAAGAUACAGCAAACAAAAAGAAAAUAAAACAACUUUAUAAUAUACUUUGUAGCAAAAGGUUUAAAAAUCUUAAAAAAAACAUUAAAAACAAAAGAAAAA